AUGGCUGCGACUAUGCUUGGUCAGGGCAAGAAUGCAUGGCAAGCAGAGAUUGACGCGGCUGCGGAACUGGCAGACUUCUACCGCUUCAACGUUUCUUAUGCAGAGGAAAUCUAUUCUCGACAGCCAACCUUGAAUGAGAAGGGCCAGUCCGGGAAAACCGACUGGCGGCCACUAGAAGGUUUUGUCUAUGCCGUCUCACCAUUCAACUUCACCGCCAUUGGCGGGAACUUGAUAUCAGGUCCGGCUCUUUUAGGCAACGUUGUUCUAUGGAAACCUUCUCCAUCGAACAUCUACGCUAGCUACCUCGUCUACAAGAUCCUGCGCGAGGCUGGCCUUCCGCCUAAUGUCAUACAAUUCAUUAAUGGCGAUGCAGAACUUGUCACCAAGGUAGCUCUUGAGCAUCGAGAAUUGUCUGCCAUCAACUUUACGGGAUCUUCAGAUGUUUUCCGCAGCCUAUAUGGCAAGAUCGCAGAUGGCGUGAAAGCCAAGAAGUAUCGCGACUUUCCGCGACUGGUUGCUGAAACCUCAGGGAAGAACUUCCAUCUCAUCCAUCAAUCCGCGGAUAUCAGCAACGCGGUGAAGCAUACGAUACGAGCAUCCUUCGAGUAUUCUGGCCAGAAGUGUUCCGCCUGCUCCCGCAUUUACAUUCCCGAAAGCCGUGCGAAGGAGUUCUUUUCAGAAAUGAAGCAAGAGCUUAGUCAGGUGAAGAUGGGACAUCCGGAAGAUUUUCAGAGUUUCCUCGGUCCAGUCAUCAACCAAGCUGCCUUUGACAAGAUCACUAGCGCCAUGGAGAAGGCUAACAAGGAUAACCACCUUCGGUUGGUCGUUGGUGGCGGUUACAACUCAAGCGAGGGGUAUUUCAUUGAGCCUACGAUUUACACUUCCGACACUCUGGACCACCCUCUUUUCGAUUACGAGCUCUUUGGUCCAGUUCUCGUGGCCUAUGUCUAUCCUGACGCCGAGUUUGACUCUCUGCUUGGCGCCAUCGAUAAACAAGGAGGCAAUUUUGCCCUUACUGGAUCAAUCUUCGCAAAUGAUCAAGCAGCAAUUCGCAAGGCCGAGAAUGAGCUGCGCUACGCUGCUGGCAACUUCUAUACCAAUUGCAAGACAACCGGUGCAGUGAUCGGUCAGCAGUCCUUCGGAGGCGCGAGAAGCAGCGGCACAAACGACAAAGCUGGCAGUGCAAAUAUGCUGAUGCGUUUCACUGCGCCUCGGACCUUGAAGGAGGAGUAUCAUUCGCUGAACAAUGUACUGUAUCCUAGCAAUGCAUGA
Messenger RNA from Coniosporium apollinis CBS 100218, 1272 nucleotides. RefSeq lists its product as uncharacterized. Gene Ontology annotation, cellular component: mitochondrial matrix. The record is from RefSeq and is a predicted model, not a curated record. Bases 1 to 1272 code for a protein of 423 amino acids. Gene Ontology annotation, molecular function: L-glutamate gamma-semialdehyde dehydrogenase (NAD+) activity. The transcript has 2 exons. Lineage: Eukaryota; Fungi; Ascomycota; Dothideomycetes.